This is a messenger RNA of Lasiodiplodia theobromae, 1401 nucleotides long. Its product is annotated as Golgin subfamily a member 7 Erf4 protein. The transcript is spliced from 3 exons. Gene Ontology annotation, cellular component: extrinsic component of endoplasmic reticulum membrane; endoplasmic reticulum palmitoyltransferase complex. Gene Ontology annotation, biological process: protein targeting to membrane; peptidyl-L-cysteine S-palmitoylation. Bases 1 to 1401 code for a protein of 466 amino acids. The record is from RefSeq and is a predicted model, not a curated record. Lineage: Eukaryota; Fungi; Ascomycota; Dothideomycetes; Botryosphaeriales; Botryosphaeriaceae.
AUGCCGCCAGCGUCGGGCACGAUUGUCCAUCCCGACCCGGCGGCCGCGCAGCACGUGCUCACCGCCACGACGGCCUCCCACUCGGGCUUUCCACAAACAUCACCGCACGCGCAUACGUUGCCGCCCGCCCGUUGGAGUCUCACGCAACGGCUCUUUAACUUCUCGCCUUUCUCGCCUGCUCGCGUCCCGCAACCGCCGCUCCAACAAGCCCCCUCUGCCGCCCCGCUCGCUGCUGCCGCCCGUCGCGGCGCGCCCGCCUCCCGUCUUUUAAACCCGCUCAAUUCGUCGCCGCGAACCCCCGUCUCCGCGCCAUCGACAGCCCAAGGACGCAACAACUCGUUACCGCCAGGACCUAAUAUCCCCAUAGCGACCGAUCUGCCCCCGCCGCCCACCGCUGAGGAAGGCCGCGACGUAUACCCGCUGCUGCCUCUACCCGACCCGCACCGCCAGAGCAGGGCUCACAGCAGUCUCGCCGUCGAACCUGGAGAUAGCGCACGAGCCAGCGUCGGUCUGCCGAGCGGACGCCGCAGCCUGCUCCUCGAGCGACAGAAGCCGGACGACGAACGGCCCAUAUCCCCGGGCGUGACGAGCAAGAAAUUCGGAAAGAGUCCGGCCUUCGCCAUGGAUGCCCCUACCGCCGCGAAGAUAGCGGGCCUCGACCCGUCGCCGCGUGACGAUAGGCCUACGAGCAUCAUCCUGAACCCAGACGACCCGGAGGCCGGCCAUCGCCUGCACCACACGGCCUCGCGCGUCACCAUGCCACACGACACGUUCCGCUCGCGCCAGCCGUCGGCCGUGUCGUUCCCAGAGGCGCCGUCCGAGGCCGGUGGCAUGGACGAGGACGAGUACGCGUGGGGCCCGUCGCACCCGUGUUUCCCGCACCUCAAUCCGCACGUCCCCGUCAACUCGCCGCUGUACAGCACUACGCGCAUCAUCCGCAUCAAGCGCGACUGGAUGAUCGCGGGCGAUCUGGCGCCGACCUUUGCAAACCUGUACCCUGAGGUGCUCGACCCGUUCAUCACCGAGGAUCAGUUCCGAAAGAUCAUCAAGAGGAUCAACACGCAGUUGCAGGCGGCCUUCGACCCGUACACGACGCGCGCAUGGGUUGAUGCCAUUAUGGGUGCGGCGACGCUGUGGCUGUGGGAGGAUUUGGGUCUCACGGGGGUAAAGAAGGCGCUGAAGGAGUUGGAGGACUGGAUUGAUGAGUGGAACCGGAACGAGGGAGCGAAGGAGGGCGUCAAGAUCAUUCCGCUGAGGAGAACAGGUUAUUUGACGCUCGACAUCCAGAUUCCAGACCCCCACAUCGGCCUCGAGCAGUCCACUGCCUCAAUACGAUCCAGGCCUACUACCGGCGCAAUCAACUCGAGCGGCGCACCUCAAUUGCCUCAUAUCACGGCAUAG